Messenger RNA from Clunio marinus, 1785 nucleotides. The record is from the annotation of a GenBank genome assembly. Lineage: Eukaryota; Metazoa; Arthropoda; Insecta; Diptera; Chironomidae.
AGAAGCAAAACAAGUUACAAAUCAGAAAGAAGCGAAUAAUCAAAAGUUAAAAAUACUUUAAUAAUAUAUUUUGCUUUUUAAGUAAAUAAAAUGGUCAAGAUAUACGCUAUUAGUGUUUUCUACAAAUCUACAAACGACGCAAAACUUUUGAAAUCUCAUUACGAUCUGCAAAGCUUUAGUUUUUUCCAGAGAGGUAGUGUUCAAGAGUUUUGUCAAUUUGCUUCAAAAACUAUUGUUGAAAGAACAUCAACAAGUACAAGACAAUCUGUAAAGCAAGAUGUCUACAUGUGUCAUGUUUAUGUUCGAUCGGACAAUUUAGCAGCUGUUCUUAUCGCAGAUCAUGAAUAUCCUGGACGAGUCGCUCAUACUCUGAUAACUAAAAUUCUUGACGAAUUCUCAUCAAAAGUGUCCAGCGAUCAAUGGCCUAAUGGAACUGAACAAAGUAUAAGCUACACUCAACUUCCCGCUUAUGUUGCCAAAUAUCAGGACCCACGUGAGGCUGACCCACUGACAAAAAUGCAGGAAGAUCUUGACGAAACAAAGAUAAUCUUGAGAAAUACUAUUGAACAAGUUUUAGUGCGAGGGGAAAAAUUAGAUGACCUUUGUAAUGACAGUAAAUUAGUAGUGAAGAUGGCUGUUAGACAAGUGUUAUUUAUACAAGGCUUACAGAAUUUGACAAAAUACAGAAAUUUAAAUUUUAUCAGACAGGAUAAGUUUGGUAUAAAUAAUGUCAGAUACAUGAGAAAUAGAAGUAAUCGAGACAUUAAACAGAAUCUUCGGCAAUACAAUAAUUCAACUACACCUUUCGAAGGAUAUAUUCCACCUCCCAACCAUAUAGGAAAAGAUGUGCUCCCAAAAGCCUUAGCAUUCACUGUCGCUUUCACAGCAGGAAGCUUCAUGAGUGUCACUAUUUGGGAGUAUGAGAAAAUUAGAGCCAAAGCAAUAAAUGUGUUAAAGAAAUCAAAUCCCAUAAAUUGGCUCAAGAAAAAGCCCCAAGCUGAGCUAAUUUUAUCUGAUUUAGAAGUUGAACUAGCUAGGAUAAAGAAAGAAAUUGAAAUAUUAUGGAAUAGACUGACACCAGGGCAACGAGUGUUCACACCGAUUCUAGCUUUGAAUCUAAUCGUGUAUGCUUUAUGGCGAGUUCCAGCAAUGAAACCUUUUCUUUUGAGAUAUUUCUGUAGUAAUCCAGCAGCAAAAGCCAUCUGUUGGCCGAUGUUUCUAUCGACGUUUAGUCAUUAUUCGCUAUUUCAUCUGUUUGCCAAUAUGUACGUUUUACACAGCUUCAGUGCUGCCGCAAAUGCGUUAGGCAAAGAGCAAUUCCUUGGUCUUUACUUGUCUGCUGGUGUAGUUUCUUCUCUUGCAUCGUAUAUGUUCAAGAUUGUCACAGCUAAUCCAGGAUAUUCAUUAGGAGCUUCGGGAGCUAUCAUGGCAAUUCUCGCUUAUGUUUGUGCUCAUUUCCCAGAAACAAAAUUAUCCAUCUUAUUCAUCCCACAAUUUCAAUUCUCUGCCGAAUCUGCAAUACAAGCAAUAAUAUGUUUUGAUCUUGCCGGCAUCAUCUUUCGUUGGAAGUUGUUUGAUCAUGCUGCGCAUCUUGGUGGAGCUGCUGUUGGCUUAUUCUGGAGCUACUAUGGUCAAACUCAUUUAUGGCCAUUAAGAGAACAUUUUAUCGGAUACUGGCAUCAAUUUAGAGGUAAACCUUAAAAGAUGUUCUAAUGUCAGUGACUUUAAAACGUAGAAUAAAAGCUGAAAAUUCUAAUUACAUUUAGAAAAAGUAAUAAAUAAACA